This is a messenger RNA of Tetrapisispora phaffii CBS 4417, 1506 nucleotides long. RefSeq names its product C2H2-type zinc finger protein. Lineage: Eukaryota; Fungi; Ascomycota; Saccharomycetes; Saccharomycetales; Saccharomycetaceae. The transcript has a single exon. Gene Ontology annotation, biological process: regulation of transcription by RNA polymerase II. The coding region runs from base 1 to 1506 and encodes 501 amino acids. The record is from RefSeq and is a predicted model, not a curated record. Gene Ontology annotation, molecular function: RNA polymerase II cis-regulatory region sequence-specific DNA binding; DNA-binding transcription factor activity, RNA polymerase II-specific.
AUGUCAGGUACUAAUGAUAAUAAUAAAGAUAACAUCCAUUUCGAUUAUUCUAGUAAAGAAAAUAAUUUAACAGAAAAGGGACAACAACAACAACAAGACAGUGUAUAUAAUUAUACGGCAUCGGGCAAUACAAAUUUUAAUAGUUACAUUAAACAAGAUGAUAGAGCUGUAAACGUGACACCGAAAUCCAAUCCAAUUGAACUAUCGCCUGCAAAUAACUUCAGUAGUUCUACCGGCAUAACUAAUACACAGAAUAAUGUCACCAAUAAAAGUAUUUCUCUGCCACCUCUGUCUAGUUUAAAUUUCAGUCACAUAGCAACUGUACCCAAUGAAAAUAGGCCUUCAAUAGCAGUAGCAGAUACAAUUAAUCAAUCACCACUAAGUCGGAGUCGGCUUUACGAUCAGCCAGAUCCUCCUCCUCCUAUGGCGUCACAUAUUGGAAUUUCUCCAAUCAUACAUAGCCUACCGAAUGGUGUUUAUAAUAAUGUUAAUCAUAGUUACUAUUUGAAUAAACAAUUGCCUAUCAAGCAAUUACCGGGUACUAACCAAAAUGUUGCCAUUGGAUACGAUCCUAACUAUGGACGACAAUACAAUCAAUUAAAUAAUGUCUAUCCAGACAAUAAGCUUGGGAAUCCUGCUUAUGCAAUCCAAACUCAUGCCGUCAUGACCAACAAUAAAGUUUUUAAUGUUAAUACUAGUAAACUGACAUAUGAAGAAACUGGUUAUCAUCUGCGACAGAAUGCAACUGAACAACAAUACGUGCCACAUGCGAACUAUAAUAAUCCUACUCGUGCAUUUACUAUGGAUAAUUCAAAUACCGCAAGUAGUAUUGGUAAUAAUGAUGUAAUUUAUCAUGGACGUCCUGAACUUUCCGCGAGUGUAACAAAUCAUGAACAAAUAGUUCCACAAAAUUUACCUAAAUUGAACUACUAUGAUAUGAAUAAAAUAAACAAACAAUGUGACAAUAGCAAUAGAGAUAAUAUUGAAAGAGUUCAAGCGAUCGAAACCUUUUCCAAGAAUAUAGUACUUCCAAAACCGGAAAUUGGGAUCUUACAAAACACCGUCGCGUAUGAUAGAAAUAAUACACUUUCAAUGAAUUCAGAUAUAAUACAGAGAGCGUCAUCUGAUUUAGAACCUGGAGUUGUAACAAAUAAUAAUAAUACAUCAAUUGUUGAUUUAACUAAGCUUAAUUCAAUUACAAAGGAUAAUGUUUCAUUAAGUAAAUUGCCUAUCACUGACAGGAAAGGUAAAAAGAAGAAAAAGAAACGUGCGAUUCAUCAAUGUCCGAUCUGUAACAGAGUCACAACCAGAUCAUAUUCACUACAUGCACAUAUGUUAGUUCAUACAAAGGAUAAACCAUUUAAAUGCGAAUGGCAGGAUUGUGGGAAAGCAUUCAGUAUCAAGAGUAAUCUAAGUAGACAUAUGAAAAUCCAUAUCCACAAGCAAAAAAAGCUUAAUAAAGAAACCAGGGAAACUAAUGAUACUACUAAUAAUGAUACAUACUAA